UCCAAAGGCAAACGACAGUCAUCUUUAUAUAUAUUGUCAAAAAUGCGUUUCUUGUACGUUGUUAUGUUGCUCGUAGCAAUUCUAACAAAGUUUUCAGCGGGAUCUGGGUCUGGGAAUGGGUCUGGGAAUGGGUCUGGGAAUGGGUCUGGGAAUGGGACUGGGAAUGGAUCUGGGUCUGGAUCUGCAUCUGGAUCUGUGAGACUGACGUCUCCGCCUGAAAGACCUUCUGUUCCACCACCACCACCGAUGGAGGCCACCCAGGUGCCUGGAAGCUCUUCUAAUCCACCACCUAUACCAGCACCAUCAACGAUGGAGGCUACCCAGGUGACUGGAAGCUCUUCUAAUCCACCACCUAUACCAGCACCAUCAACGACGGGAAAUGGGUCUGCGUCUGGGUCUGGGCAAGAUAAAAACGGAAAUGAGGCUUAUGUAGAUACAAGACAGUCAUAA
Adelges cooleyi (spruce gall adelgid) is the source of this 450-nucleotide messenger RNA. RefSeq names its product merozoite surface antigen 2. Lineage: Eukaryota; Metazoa; Arthropoda; Insecta; Hemiptera; Adelgidae. The record is from RefSeq and is a predicted model, not a curated record. The coding region runs from base 43 to 450 and encodes 135 amino acids. The transcript has 11 exons.